Messenger RNA from Kwoniella botswanensis, 1329 nucleotides. RefSeq names its product phosphatidylserine decarboxylase. NCBI's taxonomy places the organism in Eukaryota, Fungi, Basidiomycota, Tremellomycetes, Tremellales, Cryptococcaceae. The coding region runs from base 1 to 1329 and encodes 442 amino acids. The transcript is spliced from 5 exons. Gene Ontology annotation, molecular function: phosphatidylserine decarboxylase activity. The record is from RefSeq and is a predicted model, not a curated record. Gene Ontology annotation, biological process: phospholipid biosynthetic process.
AUGCCAGACGCCAUAGACAAGAGUGUACCCGAUGAACACCGUAUUCACAGUGUCGGUGCAUGGAAAUCACAAGAUAAGAGACAUCAUCACAAGUUUUUGAAUGAUACUGUAGAAUAUGUCGAACAGAAUCCUAAACCUUUACAUCCUUCCUUGAAAGAGUUCAAAGAGAUAGUAGAGGGGAGUACAAGGUUGUCUAUGUUAUUCCAAUUGAUGUUUGAGCAGGUCCCAAAUAACAAAGAAUACCUUAAAGAUCCCACAGGUCAAGAUUCGCAAGUGAGAGAUUUCGACCAUCUCCUUAAACUUAUGAAUCACGUUAUAUCGCAUGCUCCACGAUGGACCGACCCAGGACAUAAAGCUGGAUUAGUAGGUGUACCUGUACAGGCAUUGUUGGAUUGGCCAAUGGGUACUUCAGCUGGGUUUUGUGUUUUCCAAGAUCCGUUGGUUAAUGAACAGCUCAAGAAAAUCCUGGACGUAUGGGGCUCAUACCUCACAUCGCCCGAGUCAGCCGACGUCCUAGGUAAAGGCAAGACCGACUGGUUUGGUCCAACUGGCUUACCAAGCUUGGAGGAGGUGGCCAACAAAGCCGGUGGAACUGAUUUGAAGUUCCACGAAUUAUUCCAAUGCGACCCCAAAGCUGACCAUUACGGAUAUACCUCAUGGGACAACUUCUUUACACGUCAAUUUCACUGGGAAAAUCGUCCAGUAGCUUCUCCAGACGAUCAAAGCGUCGUGGUGAACUCUUGCGAAUCGAAAAUGUACAAGGUGGCGAGGGACGUCAAAGCAAGAGAUAAGUUCUGGGUUAAAGGUCAACCAUAUUCUGUUUUAGAUAUACUCAAUUUCGAUAAAGAUUAUUCGGAGGAGUUUGUGGGAGGAACAAUCUAUCAAGCAUUCUUAAGUGCAUUAAGUUAUCAUAGAUGGCAUUCACCCGUUUCAGGAAAAAUCAAGAAGAUCGUCCAAGUGGAUGGAACUUAUUACAGUGAACCGUUAUUUGUAGACUUCACACAAGAUCAAAAAGCUGAUAUGACGGGUGAAACUACGAGUCAAGAGUAUUUGUCAUGCACGGCAACGCGAGCGAUCAUUUUCAUAGAAGCGGAUAAUCCAAGGAUUGGAUUGAUGGCGUUUGUAGGUAUUGGAAUGACAGAGGUUUCCACUUGUGAUACGACGGUCAAGGAGGGUCAACAUGUAGAGAAAGGAGAGGAACUUGGAAUGUUCCAUUUCGGCGGAUCAACACAUUGUCAGCUAUUUAGGAAAGGAGUGAAAUUAUCGGGUUUCCCAGAAGAGUCGGAUCACAACGUACCUGUGAGAAGUAGAUUGUGUGUGGUAGAAUAG